AGAAAAAUCAAUCCAAAAGAUAAGCUCCGCUCGCGAUAACUGGACCGGUUCACGGAUAAAUUCGAAUUUAUUGGGUAAAUUUCCGCACCAGAAACGUUAGGUAUUGAGUUAAAUACCAUUUAAAACUUUUCGGUCCAUGUGGUUUGAAAAACUAAGCCGAAUAUGUGGUCUACUGUUAGGAUUACACAGAGCUUGAAGUUACUCUCUCGGCCUAACCAGUUCCGACGAUUUUGCACCCGUGUUCCAGAGGUUGAUUCUAAUCCGAAGUCCACCAAAGAUGGGAGCGACCAGAAUGAAAGUGCUGCCUCCGACAGCGUUCAACAGGUGAAUAUCCUGGUGGAAAAAAUGGCCGAUAUUACGUUGAUAGGAUUGAAUAAGCCUCGCAUCCGUAAUGCUAUCAACGUAGCCAUGGGUAAAGAACUGACGGCUGCUAUCGAAGCCUUCGAGGAGGACGAUUCCGCGUCUGUGGGUGUGCUGUACGGAAUCGGAGGAUCGUUCUGUUCCGGAUAUGACCUUUCGGAACUGGCCAACCCAGAUAUCAAUCCCCAGUCGGUGGUACUUCAGCCGGGUGGGGUGAUGGGCCCUACACGAAGGAACUUUAAGAAACCCAUGGUCUGCGCCAUCGAGGGUUAUUGUGUGGCCGGAGGAAUGGAGCUGGCUUUGAUGUGUGAUUUGCGAGUUAUGGAAGAACAGGCAGUUAUGGGUCUCUACAAUCGACGAUUUGGAGUUCCGCUAGUGGAUGGUGGGACAGUUCGAUUGCCUGCCAUUAUUGGAUUGUCCAGGGCACUAGACUUGAUACUCACUGGACGAGCAGUUCGUGCUAAGGAAGCGCUUGAAAUGGGAUUGGUAAACCGGGUUGUAGCAGUUGGCACCGGAGUGGGACAGGCCUACAACCUGGCCAGCAGCAUUGCCAAAUAUCCGCAAAUAUGCUUGAGACACGAUCGGAACUCGGUGUACCACAGUUUGUUCGAUGCCAAAAGCUUUGAGGAAGCAAUGGAAUUCGAGGUGCUUUCAGCAGAUCAAAAACUUCUUGCAGAAGCAGUCUAUGGAGCCACCCGGUUUAAGGAAGGUUUGGGCAAGGGAGGUAAGUUUCACGACAUCAAGGUAAAAUUCAUACCCGAAUGGGAAAAAUCCGAAAUUGCUCACGAGCAGCAGCUGGAAAAGUUUAGGGAUAAAAAAAGGAACAAACCGAAAGAUUAGUUUUACGAUUAAUUUGUAUUAUAGUUGUUGAAUAA
Uranotaenia lowii is the source of this 1235-nucleotide messenger RNA. Its product is annotated as probable enoyl-CoA hydratase. NCBI's taxonomy places the organism in Eukaryota, Metazoa, Arthropoda, Insecta, Diptera, Culicidae. The transcript is spliced from 2 exons. The record is from RefSeq and is a predicted model, not a curated record. The coding region runs from base 163 to 1200 and encodes 345 amino acids.